AUGAGAAGGAUUUGUCAUCUGUUCGUCCUGUUCCUUUGCCUCCUUGAUGGAGGUGUUUGGUCACUACGCAACCUCUCCAUCUCCGUUCCACGUGCUGUUUUAUCCGGAGAAGGACAGUCAGCGUUACUGAGAUGUUCGUAUGACCUAGAAGGUGCGGCUCUGUACUCUAUACGCUGGUACAGAGCUGAAGAUGAAUUUUACCGUUAUGUGCCGAGGGAAAUGCCACCGAGCAUGGUGUUCCCUUUGCCUGGAGCUUCCGUUGAUUUAGCGCAAUCGGAUCACCAGCAAGUGCGUAUAGUAAACAUGAACCGAAGACUCAGCGGUGACUACCAGUGCGAAGUGUCAGCUGAUGCACCACUCUUCCAUACUGAUAUACGAUCGGCCCCGCUUACUGUCGUAGAUCCACCAUUUCGAGCGCCACGCCUGCAAAUAUCCCGGCUUAUUUACGAGCGAAACGAUGUUCUUCAUGCAAACUGCUCCGUCGACGAGGCCUACCCAGCUCCGAACAUUACAUGGACGAUUGAUGGACAUAAGAUAGCAGAAACGAUUUCCUGGCAGACGUCGGAACAGGAUUUCAAAGAACGCAGUGCGUUCAGUCAGCUGGAAAUAACGAUCCUCGAGACUGACCAUUACAAGCUCGAGCACACUUAUAGUCAAGAUAGUCCAAGCUAUUACAAAAACCACUUCAGCCGCAAUAUUGAGACAGAUUCAACGAAGCAUGAAGUUUUGAGGUUUACUAUGACCCCUCCACCGAGUGGACAAUUUGCAAUAAGUUGCGUCGCAACUAUUUACGACAUCUACGCGAGGUCAAGCGAUCUGGUUCAUGUCAAGGAGGACAGCCCUCGCCCCGCCUCCGUGACUGGAGAGGAUUCAUCCGGUUUCAAGACGUUGUGCGACGUUGUGCUCACAUUUGUCUGCGCCUGCGCAUCGCUGGCGCAUACGACCUUAUGA
Molecule: messenger RNA, 951 nt
Organism: Parnassius mnemosyne (clouded apollo)
Lineage: Eukaryota; Metazoa; Arthropoda; Insecta; Lepidoptera; Papilionidae
Source: the annotation of a GenBank genome assembly